AUGAACCCAUUCUACAAACUCUCCUUAUCGGCGUCCCAAUGGCAGUUCAAGCAAGCCGAUAACGAGUCUCACGACGCAUGGCUUCCUGCACCUGCGAUUCCAUCAGUGGUGCAUCAAGACCUCCUGGCCAACAAAAAGAUCUCUGAUCCUUUAAUCGGCUUCAACGAACUUGAUGCAGAAUGGAUCAGUGAAAAGUCGUGGAUCUACCGCACUACAAUACAGAAGCCAGCGAUUCCAGAAGGUGCGAAUUCCUUCAUUGUCUUUGAUGGCCUCGACACAUUUGCAACUGUCUAUCUUGACGGCAAACUCAUAUUGCAGAGUGACAACAUGUUCUUAACGCACAGAGUUGACGUGACGAGUCAAUUGCUCGAUCCUAGCAGACAAAGCUACACUUUAGAGGUCGUGUUUGAUUCUGCUCUGCUCAAGGCACGGGAAAUUCAGAAAAGCCAUCCGCAGCAUAAGUGGGUUGGGUUCAACGGCGAGACAGCAAGGCUCGCAGUACGAAAAUCACAAUACCACUGGGGAUGGGAUUGGGGCCCGCUCUUGAUGACAGCUGGUAUCUGGCGUGAUGUGCGUCUAGAAAUAUUCAGUGCAAGAAUAGCUGAUGUUUGGACCGAGAUAAAGCUGUCCCAUAAUCAUGAGACAGCACAUGUAACGGCCUUUGCAAAGGUUCAGUCGAGCCAUGAGUUAAAUGGGCACCAAGGGACAUUCUAUCUUAAAUUCGGUGGGCAGGAGCUUGCUCAUCAGGAUUUUGUUGUUGGCUCUGAUGGUACCGGUUCGACAACGUUUACAAUCGAGCAGCCAAAUCUAUGGUGGCCGAACGGAUAUGGUGACCAGAGUCUAUAUGAAUUGUCAGUUGCCGUAACGCAAAAGGGUGGUGAUACACUUCAUCAAAUCUCCAAGAGGUUUGGUAUCCGUACUGCAGAAAUCGUUCAGAAACCGGACAAACAUGGAAAGUCAUUUUUCUUUCGCAUAAAUGGUGUUGACAUUUUCUGCGGCGGUUCUUGCUGGAUUCCUGCGGACAGUUUUUUACCUCGAGUCAGUGAAGAAAAAUAUCGAAACUGGAUCAAAUUAAUGAUUAGGGGAAACCAGGCUAUGAUCCGUGUCUGGGGAGGCGGGAUAUACGAAGAAGACGCCUUCUACGACGCUUGUGAUGAACUAGGUGUCUUGGUUUGGCAAGACUUUAUGUUUGGGUGCGGCAAUUACCCGACCUGGCCUACCCUAUUAGAUUCAAUCAAACGAGAAGCAAUAGAGAAUGUUUCACGGCUCAGGCAUCACCCAUCUAUUGUGCUCUAUGCUGGAAACAACGAAGACUACCAGGUUCAGGAACAAGCCGGACUGACAUACAACUUCGAUGACAAAGAUCCCCAGCAGUGGCUGCAGACCGAUUUUCCCGCACGUUACAUCUAUGAGAAUCUCUUGCCCGCAGUAGUUAAGGAAUAUUCACCACAUGUCUUCUACCACCCUGGAAGUCCGUGGGGAGACGGAAAAAUCACCUCUGAUCCAACGGUUGGUGACUUACACCAAUGGAACGUAUGGCACGGCAGCCAGGAAAAGUAUCAGAUAUUCGGGACCAUUGGCGGCAGAUUCAAUAGUGAAUUCGGCAUGGAAGCCUUUCCUCAUCUUAAAACAAUUGAAUAUUUUGUUGAAGACAAAAAGGAUCUUUUCCCACAGUCCCGUGUGAUUGAUUUCCAUAACAAAGCAGACGGCCAUGAGCGCCGGCUAGCCACUUAUCUGGUGGAAAAUUUGAGAACAGCCACUGAUUUGGAGACUUAUAUCUACCUAACACAAGUUGUGCAGGAAGAGACAAUGAUGUUCGGCUAUCGUGCAUGGAGGCGCCAAUGGGGAGAUGAACGUCAUUGCGGCGGUGCUUUACUCUGGCAGUUGAAUGAUUGCUGGCCCACCAUCUCCUGGGCCAUAGUUGAUUAUUUUCUCCGACCAAAGCCUGCAUACUACGCCAUGGCGAGAAUACUCGCUCCUAUUGCGGUAGGGGUGCAGCGCGAACAUCAUGACUGGAGCGUGUCGCAUGCACGUCCAGCAAAAACAAGCAAAUUUGAAUUAUGGGCGGUGAGCAGUCUGCAAGAAGAAGUCAAUGCUCUUGUAGAGCUCAAGUUUAUCUCGAUUGAUACGGGCCUUGAGAUUCGAGAUCGUAUUGUUCAUGAGAACAUUAGGCUAGUCGCGAAUGGGACCACGAACAUCAUUUUAGACGGUGUCAUUGACCACAAGGAGUAUCCCGAAUCACACGUUCUUGCGGCUCGUGUCUGGGUCGAUGGACGGUUAGUGGCACGCGAUAUCGACUGGCCACAGCCACUAAAAUAUUUAGAUUUUAGCAACAGGGGCAUCAAAGUGCAUGAGACUGACCAGGACUCGUCAGAAAGCAGCGGGAAAGGACAGCGGAGUAUUACUAUCAGUACAUUAAAACCAGUCAAGUGCCUUGUGUUUGAGGAGAGAGACGGUAUCACAAUUAGUGAUAGCGCCUUGGAUAUUGUACCAGGAGAUGAUCAGGUUAUCGAAAUCGAGGGGUUGAAACCAGGCGAUGAGCCAUUGAAGUGGAAAUACCUCGGACAGGAACUUGGUAAACGGGCUGAUCAACUACCAGAAACUACACAAUAA
Molecule: messenger RNA, 2613 nt
Organism: Talaromyces atroroseus
Lineage: Eukaryota; Fungi; Ascomycota; Eurotiomycetes; Eurotiales; Trichocomaceae
Product: Beta-mannosidase B
Exons: 5
Coding region: 1-2613 (870 amino acids)
Biological process (GO): glycoprotein catabolic process; carbohydrate metabolic process
Molecular function (GO): beta-mannosidase activity
Source: RefSeq, a predicted model, not a curated record